UUAUGCUCAAUUUCUGAGAUACGAAUAAGAAACAACAUCAAACUAUUUCAAAAUUAAAAAUUUUAAAUUAAGUUUUUUAAAUAUUUAAAGAGAUGAAUUUCUUAUAAAUCUAAUCUUCAUUUUUAAUAAUUAAAUUUUUAUAUUUUUAAUUCAAAUUUGUUUAUUAAUAAUAAUAUAACAUUUACUCAUCAUUAUAUAGUUACAUGAUUAUUAUUAAUUUCAUAGGUGUUCUUACUUAUAACACAAUAUGAUAUCUAUAAAAAUGUUACCUUUAUUAGAAGGUACAAAAUUAAUUGUUCUUGAUGAAGGAGUAAAUGCAACAUAUGCAAAAAUACUAAUUGCAGGAUGGAUACAAAUGUGGAAAGAGAAUGAUGCUAAUCGUGUAUUCAAUUUGUUAUUGUUUUCUAAUCCAAAAUCUUCAUAUCAAAAUGAACACAAAGUUUUUACAUCAAGUAACAUACAUAUUUCUGAUUAUUAUACAAUUAAUAUUAAUGAAUUUGAUACAAAUAAUAUUGCUGAAAAAGAUUUUCAUAGAUUAGAAUAUAUUUUAAAAACUACAAAUGCAAAAUCUACAGUAAUUAUUGAUUGUUUGACAUCUUUAAUUUUAUUUAUUGGUUUAUCAAAAACUAUGUGGUUUUUAAAGAAAUUAAGCAAACAAGUAUCACAAGUAAUUUGUAUUUAUAAACGUGAUUUUGUACAAAUUAAAGUACCUUGCAUUGAAACAUUAGGAAGUACAUAUAUAAAAAUACAGAAAUUUUCUAAUUUAACGAUAAACAAGAAUUUUAAUUAUAUAGUAGAAUUUGUACAUCGUAAAAUAAAUGGAGGGAUUUUGAAACAACAGGAAAUAGUAAAUCAAAAUAUCAUUUCUUAUGAAAUUCAAUCACAAAAACUUGAACGAAGCAAAAAAUUAGAUUCAGAAUGCGAGAAGUUGAAUCAAAUCGAAUCUUCAUUCAGGUUAGAGAUAAGUGAAAAUGAAAUAAAACAGAAAAAGAAAAUAAUAUUACCAUACAUAUUUAAUCCAAAUAUAAAUAUAUCUAAAAUUAAUUAUCAACCAGAGGAUGUAGAUGAUAUUGAUGAGGAAGAUCCAGAUGAUGAUUUAUGUUUCUAAUUUAUUUAUAUUUUUUCUUCCUAUUAAUAUAUAUUCAAAUUAUAAAAUUAAAAAA
Apis mellifera (honey bee) is the source of this 1163-nucleotide messenger RNA. It is a transcript of the gene Elp5, whose product is annotated as elongator complex protein 5. Gene Ontology annotation, cellular component: nucleus; cytosol; elongator holoenzyme complex. Bases 248 to 1108 code for a protein of 286 amino acids. Gene Ontology annotation, molecular function: tRNA binding. Lineage: Eukaryota; Metazoa; Arthropoda; Insecta; Hymenoptera; Apidae. Gene Ontology annotation, biological process: tRNA wobble uridine modification. The record is from RefSeq and is a predicted model, not a curated record. The transcript is spliced from 2 exons.